Amborella trichopoda is the source of this 1594-nucleotide messenger RNA. RefSeq lists its product as uncharacterized. Gene Ontology annotation, cellular component: endoplasmic reticulum. NCBI's taxonomy places the organism in Eukaryota, Viridiplantae, Streptophyta, Magnoliopsida, Amborellales, Amborellaceae. Gene Ontology annotation, molecular function: calcium ion binding; N-acetylglucosaminylphosphatidylinositol deacetylase activity. The record is from RefSeq and is a predicted model, not a curated record.
AAGAGCGCGAGAGAAGAAACGGGCGUGAUUUAUUGGAGGAGAGAGAGAGCACAUAUCAGAGGGAGAGAGGGUUUCUUGGAGGAGAGAUAGAGUACGCAGAUCAGGAGGACUAAAAUCCACCUCCAAAACAUUGUUAUCUCCAUUACCCAUUCUCCAUUACCAGUACCCCAUGACCUUAUUUUUUCUCUCUUGAAUAAAUGCUUGAAAACACCCCAACCGAAGGGUUUAUUGGAGGAGAGAGAGAGCACGCAGAUUAGAGGGAGAGAGGGCUUCUUGGAGAGGAGAAAGAGAGCACGCACCGUUAAAAGAGGGAGAGAGAGGUUCUUGAAGAAAGAUUUUGUUUUUCAGAGGAUUAGGGUAGGAAUAUCCUAGAGAGAGAGUCUAAAGGCGAGCAAGAGGCAACGCGGUCAUCCCGAAAACAGGGUCUGCUCUUUGUCGUGCCCAGGCCUCUAGGUCAGCACCCAAGGCUCUCAUCUUGGCCGUUAAUUUGCAGGGCCAAGCAAUAUCUACGGUGCAAAAGAGGAGCAUAAUCCAUCUCUCUUGACCUAUGGGGUGAGGUUUGCAUAAGGUUGCCACCUUAUACUAUAGAAAAAUGGUUUGGUUGGGUAUUUGCAUGCUCAUAAUUUUAUGGGUGGUCUCAUUUUUUGUGGUUCUUUAUGGAUUGAGUGGACGAAAUGGAACCCUGUUUUUAUCAAGUGGGGCUGGUGAUAUUACAAAAAAAAUGAACAUUUUGCUGGUUAUUGCUCACCCUGAUGAUGAAUCUAUGUUCUUCAUCCCAACCAUUAUAAAACUGACUUCGGCUGGUCAUAACCUUCACAUUUUAUGCAUUUCAACUGGCGAUGCUGACGGCAAAGGAUCUGUCCGGAGCGAAGAGUUAUAUUGUGCAUGCACUGUUCUGAAAGUACCUAUCCAAAAUGUCAAAAUCAUAAACCAUGCUUCUUUACAGGAUGGAUUCAACAGAACUUGGAGGCAUACUUUACUUGCAACAAUUAUAGGAGAAGAAGCCAAAUCUUGGGAUGUCGAUGUGUUGAUUACAUUUGAUAACUAUGGAGUGUCUGGUCACCCAAACCAUUGUGCUGUUCAUCGUGGAAUACGCUUGCUUUUGAGGGACAGUAUGUGGGCAAACACCCUGGCUUGGGAACUUGUUAGUACAAACAUUGUGCGGAAAUAUUGUGGCCCAGUAGACAUCUGGUGUUCAAUGUUGCAUUCUCUCCUUCACCAGAAAGGGCAGGUGCAUUGCUUUGUGAAUGCGCAUCCUACUGUCUCCUUCAAUGCAAUGGCUCAGCAUAAAAGCCAAUGGGUGUGGUUUAGAAAGCUGUUUGUGCUGUUGUCGAGUUAUAGUUACGUGAAUUCCCUGAGGGAACUCCGAAGAACUCCUUGAAGAAGCUAAACCGUCUAAGGAGGAAUAUUGAAGAAGAUUUCCUCUCUUGCCUUUUUCCUUUACUUCAUGGUUUUCUUUUGAGGUUGGAAAUUGGGGUUUGAUUCCCUAAUUCAUAGUUCAAGCAAAUCUUAUGAUGUAUAACAUUAGAAUUGAGGAAAUAUGUAUAAUACGACUAUUUAUUUUUUGUAUCAGAAAAUCACAAUUGCUAUUGAC